GCAUCCAGCUGACAGCUGGACAUGCCAGUCCCCUCCAGCCCUUCCCCAGAGGGUCAGGUGACCCUUCCCUCCCCAGAAGGAAUACCUCGAGCACCAGGGCUCUGGCGGACAGUGAAUGCUCUACGCUGGGACUGGCCCUUGCUGAUGCCUGUACAUGGUGGGCACUGAGAGACAAGAUUCCUGGGCCCUGCCUUACACACUCCUCACCACCUUGGAGGAGGCUCUGAGGCCCCCGCUGAGAACCCACAGACAGGACAGCUGUGCCAUGACAGCGAUAAAGGCCAAGAAGGAGAAAGUUGAGGACCGCUGACAGCCCCGAGUGCUGUCAGGAGCUGCCCCCUCUACUUCACACCUUCCUCUAGCAGACUGUGCAGUGACCCCCGCCCCGCCACCGUGCGCCACCAUGGUUGUGCAAAACAGCGCAGACGCCGGGGACAUGAGGGUGGGCGUGCAGCUGGAGCCCUUCCUGCACCAGGUCGGGGGGCACCUGAGCGUGAUGAAGUAUGACGAGCACACGGUGUGCAAGCCCCUCAUCUCCCGGGAGCAGAGCUUCUAUGAGUCCCUGCCGCUGGCCAUGAAGCAGUUCACCCCACAGUACAAAGGCACCGUCACUGUGCACCUCUGGAAAGACAGCACGGGCCAUCUCAGCUUGGUCGCCAACCCACUGAAGGAGAACCGGGAGUCCUUCAAGGUCUCCACAGAGCCGGCGGCGGUGGCCAUCUGGCAGACUCUCCAGCAGACCACCAGCAGCAGUGGCAGCGCCUGCGCCCUUGCCCAGUGGCCACAUGCCCAGCUGGCACGCUCACUCAAGGAGAGCCCGGCCAAGUCUCUCCUGAGGUCCGAGCCCCAGCUCAACACUCCAGACUUCUUGCUGGUGGAAGACACUAACAGGAACCAGGUGGAGAAGAGCUUCAACCCAUGGGGCCUGCACUGCCACCAGGCCCACCUGACUCGCCUGUGCUCUGAGUACCCGGAGAACAAACGGCAUCGGUUCUUGUUGCUGGAAAAUGUAGUGUCACAGUACACACACCCCUGCGUCCUGGAUCUGAAGAUGGGGACCCGGCAGCACGGUGACGACGCGUCCGAGGAGAAGAAGGCCCGCCACAUGCAGAAGUGUGCGCAGAGCACCUCAGCCUGCCUCGGUGUGCGCGUGUGCGGCAUGCAGGUUUAUCAAACCAGUAAGAAGCACUUUCUCUGCAAAGACAAGUACUAUGGAAGAAAACUCUCAGUGGAGGGGUUCAGACAAGCCCUCUGUCAGUUCCUGCAUAAUGGAACCCACCUCCGGAGGGAGCUCCUGGAGCCCAUCCUGCGCCAGCUCCGGGCCCUCCUCUCGGUCAUUAGGAGCCAGAGUUCAUACCGCUUCUACUCCAGCUCUCUCCUCAUCAUCUAUGAUGGACAGGAAGUACCAGAAAGAGCCCCAGGCAGCCCGCACCCUCGGGGGGCUCCCCAGGCGGCCCACGGCAGCUCUCCCGAUGGCCUCACCAAGGUUGACGUCCGCAUGAUUGACUUUGCUCACACGACAUACAAGGGCUCCUGGAACGACCACACCACCUACGAUGGACCAGACCCGGGCUAUAUUUUUGGCCUGGAAAACCUCAUCAGGAUCCUGCAGGAUAUCCAAGAGGGAGAAUGAAACUUCCUGGGCUUCUCUGGAUUUUUCUGGGCUGUAGAUCUCCAGAAGGGACCUCUUGGUUGCUAGGGUAGUCCAGACACCCCUUCGAUGUUUUCAUAAUAGUCCUAUCUACCUUCAAAGCCAUGUGUAUAUAUGGCAGGCUAUAUUAACAGCUGCUGAACAAAUCAGCUCUGGAGGUGAUUGCACAUCCCCCAGGCACCGUGCUCCAAUGCUGCUCACUGGAGGGGGCAGCCCGAGUUAGAGGCCAGCAUUGUUGUGACAUUCUGGAGUAUUUGCAUCUAAAAAUGUUUACUUGUUCUCAUGCUGCAAUCGGUGCAGGCUGUGAGACAGAAGGCGUGACUUGAAGAAGCCUUGAAGAGUGCGUUCAGGAGUUCAUGGUUUUUCUCCUUAUAUGGACUGCCCACUCCAAGGGCAGGCAGAGCUCAUGAAAGCCUCUUAUCUUCGUAAGCAGAGUUUUAGGUGAGACAGGAUGAAGCAGAACAGAUCUGCCCAUCUCACCUGCUCUGCACCCAGCUUCUAAGUGGACAAGGCCAAGCCCAGGCACAAGCUCUGGCAAAGCGAGGCCCCCGAUUCUCCGUUUCUGCCAGUGGAGAGGAGGGUCCCUUUACAGACUUUUUUUUUUCCCCAAAAAUCUCCUAAAAUGAGGAAUCUCUUAACAGACUUUGGAGUUCCCAUUGGAAGUGAUGACUCCGUCACAUUCUGACCAUGAGACGCAGCUUGCAGUGGGGGUAGAAUGCACAUAAGGAGGGACCACUGAUGUCCAGCUCUGCUCGCUGCUUUCUAUUUAUUUAUUUUGGGGGUGAGCUGGGGAGUCAGAAGAACCUGGAGGACUGAGGAAACCAGGGGCAACGUUUACAAGACUGGUGGACAAGUGUAAAUACGGAAUAAGAACAAACAGUUCUAAUUAAUUCCUUCUUCUGCAGUAUGGAAACCUAUUACAAUGCCCUUGAGUCAAGCACUGAGAUACGUUAUCCAAUUAGGGAAAUAAAUUUGUUAAUAAAAUUGCUGAGGUCACCAGUGAUUACUGGCGCGCCUUA
Cebus imitator (Panamanian white-faced capuchin) is the source of this 2670-nucleotide messenger RNA. RefSeq names its product inositol hexakisphosphate kinase 3 (gene IP6K3). Gene Ontology annotation, molecular function: inositol hexakisphosphate kinase activity. NCBI's taxonomy places the organism in Eukaryota, Metazoa, Chordata, Mammalia, Primates, Cebidae. Gene Ontology annotation, biological process: inositol phosphate biosynthetic process; phosphatidylinositol phosphate biosynthetic process. Bases 404 to 1633 code for a protein of 409 amino acids. The transcript is spliced from 6 exons. Gene Ontology annotation, cellular component: nucleus; cytoplasm. The record is from RefSeq and is a predicted model, not a curated record.